CAUCCUGUUCACAACGUGUCGAGCCCUCGACGCUCUGCUUAACAUAAAUCCCUACACCCGCCCCUGCAUCACCCCUGCAACCCUCCGUUGCUCUGACGACGAUCAGUAAGACGGAGUUGCAGAACCUCGAUGAAUGGAAUCGAUCAUACGCUUGCCAUAUAAGGCAGUUAUGGAGCUUACAAUAUACUCUAAUUCACCGCCACCCCUUUUCUCACCGCGAUAUCACCAACAUGCACAUGGACCAUGACUACGUGCCCUAGUGGUGCACGAUCAGGGAGAGUAUUGGAAAAGCCAGUAGGGAUUAUCCACUGGAAUCCCUCCACUCCGUAGUUAAGGCCGACGUCCACUGGUUAUGGCAGCUCGUGCAAUGGACGAGUAUAUGUAUACCACCAGCGCACUCUUCACGAGGAGACCCAUUUUCUUUCAGCAUCUUAGCUAUCUCCAGAAUGGCGAACUAUACAGCAUCACCGGAAGCCGUCGUCAGCUUCGUAACGCAGCUCGGCCUAUCCCCGUCCGAUGUUUCUCAAGUCUCUACCGCUCUUGCAAAUGCUGCUGCCUUCGGGUCAAUCGGACUGCUGGCACUGUCUCUCUUAUUCCCCCACCUAACCUUCUGGCCCGACAGUGCAAACUACACGGCGAUUCAACAAGUGAACUGGUCAACGAGAGCAUGGCUCCCGGCAGCGCUGAUAUUCACCCCGGACACCACCGACGCGGUUUCGAAAGGUGUAAAAGUUACGUCCUAUUUCGGCAUUGAGUUCUCUGUUCGGGGCGGUGGCCACAUGCAUUUCCCCGGAGCUGCCAGCUCCGAUGGUGGCCUCCUGAUAGCCAUGGAAAAGCUCUCGUCUCUUUCACUCGACGAGGCAAAGAAGGUCGUGUCCAUCGGCGCCGGCAACCGAUGGAUCAGCGUUUACCAGUUCCUUGAGCCCUACGGCCUCGCUGCAGUCGGCGGCCGUGUACCCGUAGUCGGUGUUGCGGGAUUGCUCACCGGCGGCGGAAACUCGUUCUACACCACCUCGCACGGCAUGGCGUGCGACACCAUCAAGAGCCUCGAGGUCGUCCUCGCCAGCGGCAAGGUCGUCACCGCAUCGGCGAAGCAGAACUGGGAUCUCUUCAAGGCGCUGAAGGGUGGAGGAAACAACUUCGGCAUCGUCACCCGCUUCGAUCUCCACACCGUUCCGCAGCCAAAGGGUGUCUGGGCCGGUUUGACGACGUACACUCCCGACAAGUUCGGAUCUGUCAUCGAUACCCUGGUGACGUAUCAGGACAAGCACCAGGUCGAGGAUCCGAAAGCGGCUAUGAUUCAGAACGCCAUCUUCACCGGCGGCAGUACCCAGAUCUGGAUGUCGUUCCUUUUCCACGCCGAGACCGACAAUCCCGCGUCUCUGCAAGACUGGAAGACCCUGGGCCCUAUGUCCGAUACCACCAACAGAACGACACUGGCAAAAUUCGUCAACGCCGCAUACUCGGGCCAGGGAGUACCUGCUCCCGGAAGACAGCACAUGAGUACCAUCUCCAUCGGGGUCGAUGCCGAGCUGUACAAAGAGGUUCUCGCACAAUUCAACGCGACCUUCACGGCCGCCAACGUCCCGGGGCUUCAAGUAACACUCACCUACCAGCCCAUGGCCGUCUCCACCGUCCGCCACGGUAAGAAGAUGGGCGGCAACGUCCUCGGCGUCAAGGAGGAAGCGCAGACGUGGCUCGACAUCACAAGCUCGUGGAGCGACGCUGCAUAUGACGAGACGGUGAUCGGUUCUACGACUAAGCUCAUUGCGGAUAUCGAGGUCAUGGCCAAGAAGAGGGGCCUUUACUAUGACUACAUGUUCCUCAAUGAUGCGGGCGAGGGCCAGAAGAUCAUUGAGAGCUACGGCGAGGCGAACGUUAAGUUCUUGAAGGUCGUGGCGAAGAAGUACGACCCCACCGGCGUCUUCCAGAAGUUGUCAAAGGGUGGAUUCAAGCUGCCGUGAUUUUUUGGAUAGAAGGGUUGGCGGGGCAGCUCUGGCCUUGGAGGAGGGAAACCGUGGAGGGAGAACUCUGGACAUGUAAAGUACUAUAUAGGAG
Molecule: messenger RNA, 2058 nt
Organism: Tricharina praecox
Lineage: Eukaryota; Fungi; Ascomycota; Pezizomycetes; Pezizales; Pyronemataceae
Exons: 3
Coding region: 447-1964 (505 amino acids)
Molecular function (GO): FAD binding
Source: RefSeq, a predicted model, not a curated record